UUCAAAGUAUAUAGAAAUGAACGUCUCGAUAUUAGUGUGCAAUUUUUUUUUAUUAUUAACAGUGGCUCAUGGAACUCUGUCACCGGACAGUGCUAAAAAGCCCAAGAAGGAUAAAGUCCAUAGAAGGUUUGGUCCAGUAGAAAAAGAUGUCUUUCAAAGAGCUCUUGUCAAGCAAAACACCCGGGCUCAGGAUAUCCUACGUGACUGUGGCACGUAUUACAAAAAUACAAAUCUAAGGCACUACGUUUCGGGUGAAUUUCUCGGAUACAUUACUCCCUGGAACGCCGAUGGUUAUGAAAAAGCAAAACAAUUCCAUGGAAAAUUCGAUCUGCUAUCACCAGUCUGGCUGGUGGUCAAUAGCAAGGACCCCUUCAAGAUUCCAACCCACGAUCUUCAGAAGUUGUGGCUUGAUGACAUAAAAGCUUUGAACAAUGAAAAUCACACUGUCAAAGUACUUCCUAGGAUUAUGUUCGAAGAGUGGUCGAAAAAUGACAUUGCUUCGUUUAACAACAAUCAUCAAAAACGACUUAAACUGAUAAAAGUCUUGAUAGAUUUAGCUGAGGCUUAUUCGUUUGACGGAUAUGUCUUGGAGGCAUGGAAUCAGUUUGUUAUUUCUGGAGCCAGUAAACAUCUAAUUACCUCUUUAAUUAACAGCAUAGCCGAGGGAUUGAGAUUGAAAAAUCUCGAUACGGUAUUGGCCGUUCCACCACUCAGGGGAAUGGAAAAGGAGCUGUUUACAAAAAACGAUUUUGAUACUCUAGCACCAAACAUAAGAUACUUUUCUUUGAUGACCUAUGACUUUUCCAACGUCCAACGACCCGGUCCGAAUGCUCCGACCGAAUGGAUAAAAAAAUGCGUCCAGUACCUCGUACCUAAAGAGAAAGACAUCAGGAGAUCCCAAAUACUGUUGGGAUUGAAUUUCUAUGGAUAUCAUUACACAGCCGAAGGUGGAGGAGCCGUCGUGGGCUCGCAGUAUUUGAAAAUUCUCGAGGACUUUAAGGGUAAGAUACGCUGGGACGACAAGAGCGAGGAGCAUUUCUUCGAAGUCACAUCCGACGGUGGUGGAUUCGUUUUCUUUCCGACGCUUUACUCACUCAUGACCAGACUCGAACUUGCCAGAGAAUUAAAAACUGGCGUUAGCAUUUGGGAGCUCGGCCAAGGUCUGCCUUACUUUUUCGAUAUACUGUGAACGAACGCAC
Molecule: messenger RNA, 1199 nt
Organism: Copidosoma floridanum
Lineage: Eukaryota; Metazoa; Arthropoda; Insecta; Hymenoptera; Encyrtidae
Product: chitinase domain-containing protein 1
Biological process (GO): carbohydrate metabolic process
Cellular component (GO): endomembrane system
Molecular function (GO): oligosaccharide binding; chitin binding
Source: RefSeq, a predicted model, not a curated record